This is a messenger RNA of Dermatophagoides pteronyssinus (European house dust mite), 1329 nucleotides long. RefSeq lists its product as uncharacterized. The record is from RefSeq and is a predicted model, not a curated record. Lineage: Eukaryota; Metazoa; Arthropoda; Arachnida; Sarcoptiformes; Pyroglyphidae.
CAUUAUUCAACAAUCAGUUCAACAACGUUAAACCAAAAUUUUCUUUAUUCGUGUUUGUGUCUUGUUCUUUGUUCUUUUCGCUUUUUUUUUUCCUUUUGUUAACAAUGUCUUACUUGAUAAAGAAAGUGGAAAAUCUUGAAAUUCAAUAUAAUCGUGCAUCAUCCAAUACAGAUUAUGAAUCAAUCUUAGAAAGAUCAUUUUUGAUGCGAACUUCAAUAAACAAAUCUCGUUGUGCGAAUAAAGACGAAUUAUUAUUCAAAAUAAAGUCCUUGAUAGACAAUUCCAUCAAAUCAAUCAAUCAAAUGAGUACCACAACCACAACCUCGACCACAACUAGAAGAAUUAGUGAUGACUGUCAAAUUCCGAUUGUCAAUGUGCAAUUCGAAGACUCAUCAAAUACAUUAUCACAACCAAUCAAUGACGAAAGCCUAGACUGGAAGUCUGUUCAACUAAUCGAACCUUUCAAGGGAAAUUUUCAAGACUUUCCCAGGUUCAUUACCAUAUUCGAAGAGUUGGUAGAUAGAACCAACGCCAAAAUGGCUAAAAAAUGGCUAAUUUUGCUCAAACUUCUAGAUCCAAAAUCACGUGAAUUGCUUUCUGGCAAUUCCAAAGAUGAUUACACUCAAUCGUUGAGCAUUUUAAAAGAACGUUUUUCAAAUCCUUUUGCCAUUCGGGAGUUUCACAUUAAACGUAUUAAAGAUCUUAAGCGUACGAUAUUUGAAAGUGACAUCGAUCAAUUACGCACAAACAUCAGUGUAAUUAAAGAUAGCUAUAGUUCGCUAUCAAAAGAUCCUUUCAACGCGGGAUUCCUCGAUUAUGAGUUCACUCAUGCUGUUGCCGAUAAAAUUCCCUUGUCUUUUAUAAGAUCGGCGACCAUCUUGUCCAGCAAUAACAUAUUAAAUGCAAAAGAAUUGAUCGAAUUUUUAUCAAAUAGAAUGAUAAAGCUGGAACAAGAACGUUUUUUAACAAAAAAUAGAGAACCAACAUAUCAUUCACCUCAAUCAACGGUUCCUAAUCAAAGAUUUUCAACAAAUACCUUCAACAAUCGUUUCCGCCCGUAUCCACCGCUUCACGUAUCUAAUAAUCCAUCAAAUUAUGUCUACCGAAAUCCAAAUUACCGACAAACCACCACGAAUAUGAAUGGUUUGAGAUCUGGGGUACCAACACGAAGUACACAGAAUCCCGAACCAGUUGUUUCACAUAUCGAGGAAUUCAACAGUUGACUAGAGACCCAAAAUGGGAAACUAAUCUACAUUGAAAUUAAUAUCAACGAUAAAAGUUAUGAAGCAUUGUAUGAUACGGGGGCACAAGUAAGCGUUAUUGGGGAUG